Carlito syrichta (Philippine tarsier) is the source of this 1239-nucleotide messenger RNA. It is a transcript of the gene ACTMAP, whose product is annotated as chromosome unknown C19orf54 homolog. The coding region runs from base 1 to 1047 and encodes 348 amino acids. The transcript is spliced from 6 exons. NCBI's taxonomy places the organism in Eukaryota, Metazoa, Chordata, Mammalia, Primates, Tarsiidae. The record is from RefSeq and is a predicted model, not a curated record.
AUGACUUCACGCUCCCCUGCCCUGAAACCACCCAUCCCUCCCAGAGCUCCUGCAUCCCCAGCUCCCAUCAUCCCACCUCCUCCCGUGGCCGCAGGUCCCCCGGACUUAGCUUUCCCACUACCCCCCUGGAGUCCCCAGGUCCCUGGUCCCCCGCCUCCUCCGCUGCCUCCUCCACCCCCUGCCACUGGGGCUGCUCCCCCUCAUGUCUUUGGCCUGGAGAAGAGCCAGCUCCUGAAGAAGGCCUUGGAGAAGGCUGGUCCAGUCCCCAGGGGCAGAGAAGACGUGAAGAGGCUCCUGAAGCUGCACAAGGACCGGUUCCGAAGUGACUUGCAGUGGAUCCUCUUCUGUGCCGACCUGCCAUCUCUCAUCCAAGAAGGCCCGCAGUGCGGGCUGGUGGCCUUGUGGAUGGCAGGCACCCUGCUGUUACCCCCCAGCGGCAUCCCCCUGGAGAGGCUUGUUCAGGUGGCCAUGGAGAGAGGCUACACCGCUCAGGGAGAGAUGUUUUCUGUGGCUGACAUGGGCAGGCUGGCCCAGGAGGUACUGGGCUGCCAGGCCACGCUGCUCUGUGGUGGCCUGGGUGGUCCCAACAGAGACCUUGUCCUACAGCACCUUGUCACUGGACAUCCCCUGCUCAUCCCCUACGAUGAGGACUUCAACCACGAGCCGUGUCAGAGGAAGGGCCACAAGGCCCACUGGGCAGUGAGUGCAGGGGUCCUGCUGGGUGUCCCGGCUGUGCCGAGCCUUGGCUAUGCCGAGGACCCUGAGCUGCCAGGCCUGUUCCAUCCAGUGCUCAGCAAGCCCUGCCAGUCGCCACCCCUGCCAGAGGAAGGCUCCCUAGGAGCUGUCUACCUUCUCUCCAAGCAGGGCAAGAGUUGGCACUACAAGCUGUGGGACUACAACCAAGUGCGGGAUAGCAACCUGCAGCUGACGGACUUCUCACCCUUGCGGGCCACCGAUGGCCGGGCAUACGUGGUGCCUGCUGGUGGGGUACGGGCUGGCCUCUGUGGCCAGGCCCUGCUCCUCAGACCAUGGGACUCUAGCCACUAGCUGGAGCUGAGGCCCCAGGCCACAGCCUUACUCACCCUUUGAAGACUACCCCAGCUUCCCCCUGGGUGCCAGCCUGUAGAUUUGGGCUAGAUCUCUGAGGGCCUUUAGUUCAGAGAUCCUUCUUCAGGACCGUCCUCCCAUCUGUCCCGGCUCAAGCCUGGGUGGGCAUCAUCCCAACUCCUCACCCCCAAG